CUAUCUUAUGCCAGGACACACACAUGAGGACAUCGACCAGAUGUUUAGCAGAUUCUCGACACAUUUAGAAAGGGAAGAUGCACCAACGAUUCCAGAACUGUUCCAACACUUGACAAAGGCAUAUACACCAAACCCAGACUGCAGACUCAUGACCAGUAUGUGGGACUUUCGGGACAUCAUUGACAAGGAAAUUGCCGCCAUUUCUGGUCACUCACGACCACACCAGUUCACAGCCAAGCUUGUAAGUGGAAAAGUCCAACUAAAAGCAAAGCUGUGGCCCGACCCCGAGGAACCAGAAGUUGACAUCCCUGUGAAUAGAUUCAUCCCCCAAUUCCCCAAAUGCACAUCUGUAAAAGAGUGGAAAAUAAAUGAGCUUGACAGUAGAAUAGUAGAACACAAGAUUGCAUUGAAGUCAGUUGAAGAAGAUUUAGAAAAGUGGGCAGAAACCCCAAUGGACAAAGUUUCCUUCACCACAUUUUGGACAAAAUUCUUAGUAGAUGAGGAAAGGCAACCAGGAAAACCAGCUUGGAGGUUGAGUCACCUUAAACAUCAUAUGCCACCCCUGGAUGAAAAAUCAGUUAUUAAUGAUGAAACAAGGGCUUCAUUGGAGAAAUUAAGCAGAAAGAACAAAGCACCAAUUCAAAUUGUGGUGAAGGGGAAACCAGGAAACAGGAAAAGAAAACUGCAAAAGGCAGAUGUUCAGAGGUCAUGUCCAAAAAAGGCACGAAAGUAAAGGUUUGACUGCAUGAAAAAAGUCAACUCCAAUAAAGUUAACUCCAUUUCAUGUCAAAGUCUAAGCCUAUGGGGUAAUAUUAUGCACAUCGUUGAUGAUGAUAAUGUUUUUGUUUUCAAUGUUAUUGUACCUCACACAAUAGUUGAUCAUCGUGUGUUAAUAAAGGGUAAACACCCUGAGUGGUACAUCAUAAGAUACAUGACAUUGUGUAAAGCCUGAUUGGUUGGUCAAAGAAACCACAAUUAGCAUACAAGGUGGUUUAUGACUUGGGUUUCCCUUCCAGACACAUAAGACUAUGGAAUGUACCAUUACUCAAAGUAGUUUAGUAUUUAGUUGAUAGUACCCUGAAGUCUUCCAGACUGUAGUUUUCUUACAUGCUCCAAUGAUUCAAGCCUAUCAGGGCACCCCACCCUUACUACCUGUUAGGAGACUGAUGUAGAGUUCACAUUUCAUGUAGUGUAGCAUUCUGAGAAGCUCAGAUUUCUUGAUGCUAUUAUAUUUUGUUUGAAGUGAUGUUCCUAGUACCAUUUUUUUCAUGUAAAUGUUACUACCCAACAAGUAAGGUUGAAUAAAGCAGUAGUUCAGAAUUUAGUUGAUAGUACCUUGCAGUCUUCCAGACUGUAGUUUUCUUACAUGCUCCAAUGAUUAGCUUAUCAGGGCACCCCAACCUUAC
This is a messenger RNA of Branchiostoma floridae (Florida lancelet), 1406 nucleotides long. RefSeq lists its product as uncharacterized. The transcript has 2 exons. The record is from RefSeq and is a predicted model, not a curated record. Lineage: Eukaryota; Metazoa; Chordata; Leptocardii; Amphioxiformes; Branchiostomatidae. The coding region runs from base 8 to 733 and encodes 241 amino acids.